Messenger RNA from Anguilla anguilla (European eel), 4569 nucleotides. RefSeq names its product solute carrier family 16 member 4 (gene slc16a4). The transcript is spliced from 11 exons. Gene Ontology annotation, biological process: transmembrane transport; monocarboxylic acid transport. The record is from RefSeq and is a predicted model, not a curated record. Gene Ontology annotation, molecular function: monocarboxylic acid transmembrane transporter activity. Bases 2801 to 4477 code for a protein of 558 amino acids. NCBI's taxonomy places the organism in Eukaryota, Metazoa, Chordata, Actinopteri, Anguilliformes, Anguillidae.
CAUUCUUGGUGUGUUGUUUUUAAAGUGUAGUUUCAUGAACAUGAGGUUCAGGGCUUUAAAAAAUAUUUUACUAGCAAUAUAAGAAAUUACCCUUGAGGUUAAAUUGGCAUUUACUCUGCAUUAUGGAAAUGGAAAGUACAAUUUAAAAUAUGUGAAUGGGCCAAAUAAAUUUAAAUCCAGAACAGUUAUCUCUGAGCAAGGACUUACGUCCUGUCCUUCCUGAGAGCUUUUGAUCUCCAGGUUUCUCUCAAAAUAGAAAUGGAAGGAGUAAUUUUGUUUCUGUUUGGUGAAACUGAUAAAAGUAUGAAAAAACAACAUUUUGUGGCCUUCACUUGUUGGUGACCACACCUUAUUGGUCACUGCCUCUGUGGAUACUUCUACUAAUCUGAAAGCUAUUGGUAGACAAUUGGGAAAUUAAAGUAAAUUUGUUGACCACUGACCACAAGUUUAAAUUAUCUAACAUAAACCUGUCUCAUAAACCUGCCUGUAACCUUUGCCCUUCUUGUCCCGCUCAAUUUAGUGUUACUUUUAGGGAGGAUGUGGUGCAGAUAUGAUCUGCUGGACCAGCUGCAGUGCCACCCUUUCAGCAGCAGAGGGCAGAAAAUCCGAAGAGCACUGACGGGAUAAGCGCUACCAAACGGUUCAAAUACCACCAGACCUUAAGUCCCUGAUCAGCACGGGGAGAAGAAACACGCGCCCACAUUUAAAAGAAGGCGCUGUUCUUGAGGGGAAAUUAGUCGGUAAUGCAGAACGAUUUUAGUUUUGAUUCCUAAGUGGGGCACAAGACACUGCUCCUAUGUCCAUGACCGUGACCUGAAAGGGUUGCAGUAAAUAACGCUGUAUGAUCCACCAGGAUGUCUGUUAUGUGGAAACGUCACCAGGGAGUAAUGCGAUAGUUUGUUGCUCGUGACAAUACUCUUGCCAUUCUCUUCGCAUUCCGUUGGAGAGUAAAGUGUAAAUGAUUAUAAUUUCGAAGGAGAAAAUAGAAGGCCUAUCUUUCUUGGGAUUCCUUUACAGUAAGGAGAGGCAACACGUCUUAAAAAGUACACAGGCAGAGGCUAACCCUGCGACAAGCCCAGCCAGCACUGACCGGUUAGAGACGAUGCGGUGAUUUUAGCCAUCGGAGACAAUAAUUCACAACCGUGGGAUGCUCCGCGGAAUUCCCGAAUGUCACACGUGCUCUAUGUGGCGCUGAAACGUUUCUCGCGAACACAUUUUCACGGAAUUUUUGGGUAAAGUUUUACUUGAAAGGGGAUUAUUAAGCCGACCUCUUGAGUGUCGAGGGCCAUUAUUUUCUCCUUUCCCAUGUCAUGGCAACAGUUUAAUACUUCUAAUGUCGUUCUGCAUUUUGCCCAGAGUUGCAGGCCUGUGUGGUAAGCAAUACCCCAUAAAUCAAUGUCACCGUCUUACGAAAUACAGUUAUAGCCUGGACAGUAUUAAAUAUGUAUGGAUAUUCAUGAAUGCGUUUGCUAUCCUGGAUCUGGAGUAUAGUCUACUAAAACCGGGAGUAGCCUAACCAGGAUUGUUGAAUUAGGGGUAACCUAGGCAAUAUUGAAAUGUCCAUUAGGCUAUAACAUCGUCCAUACCACCUGUUUGCCAGUUAGUCUAAAGCCUGCACCUCAGUUUUGAGCCUGUAAAUGUUUUCAUUUGGAAUGGCGAAGACUCCCUGCGUCUAAUCUACGGCAUUCUCAUCUUCUAAAAUGUGUUUUGUCUGGUUGAAGAAGAUUUCGAUAUCGUUUUUUAAAAUAUAUUUCGGGACAAUAAUUUAUAAUGAAAUGCGUGUUAAGUAUUAAGCCAAUAGUAUGCUAAGCGAGACCUGUACAAAAAUAUAUUUUUAACUAAUCGUUUACAUGAGCGGAUUAACCGUGUUUUAACAAAAAAUAAAUGAAAAAUAAUAAAGAUGAAAAGGCAAGUUUAAUUUUCUCCUCUUUAAAUUGUUAUAUUUUAUGCCAUAUCGGAUUCAUGGCCGUUCAAUACCACAACAAUUUUGGGGUUUAGGCUAAUUUGGUAUUCCAUACCAUAACAUAGCCUAUUUCCGUUUGUUUAACGGUUUCAUGAGACAAUUAAAACUCUUCGCUAACUAACACUGUAGGCUACUUUACGCUGUCCUUUUGAACUUGUGUCGUAGGACAUCUGAACUGACAGAAUGUGGAGAAGCAUUUGUAACUUUAAUUUAUGACUGCGUUCAGAAUGAGAAUUCGGCUUUUUUUGCACAGAGAAGUUAGUAGCCAUCGUUUCGACAUCACGUGACUGCCACUCUGGAGGGUGCUUUGAGGCUUCCUGUGACCUUACUGACUCGUGCAGGGUGUCGCUGACAUGUUAAAUAGCAACAGGCAAAUUCCAGGACGUUCCAAUACUGCUGCACUGCAUCGUUCCCGCGAGGAGGAUUUGACUAAGAAACAUUUCACUGAGUUUUGCUGGCGGGCUGUUCCGUUAUGAACGAGCAGGAGGAGGCAGAGUGAAUCAGCAAUGGGAUGGAGCUCCAGCCACCGGACACGGACCAGCAGUUACAAGCAUCCCGAGACAUUUGUGUGAAUUGUUCAGUGUUUUAUCAAAGCCUUUAUUGGUGUACUAUAUCAAAUGCAGAGAAGUCGUUCGAUGGGCGCUAUGAAAGUGAGAAUUCCGAAACGCACACAUAGGAACUACAACGGGACUCAAGUUUUCGGAAGCAGGAUAAUCAGGAGGCAGCCCUAGACUGAUACCUCUGACACCGCACCACCAGCCCAGAGGAUGGGGACCAGAGAAUAAGCCUCCAAUCUCCUUCACAUUCUACUGCCCCUGCCCCCUCCACUGCCACAGCAUGCUUCCUAAAGAACACAACAGUGAGGUCAAGGCAGCCAAGAUGAAGAUUUUCAAGAAGGAGGAGAAGGAGAAGGAGGUGACCUAUGUAGACCCCCCAGAUGGGGGAUGGGGCUGGAUGAUUGUCCUGCACUGCUUCCUGGUAAACGUGUUGGUGAUGGGAACCCUGAAGAGUUUUGGGAUUUUCUUCGUGGCGUUCCAGGACGAGUUUGGUGGCUCGGCAGAGAGCAUCAGCUGGAUUGGGUCCAUCAUGUCCAGCCUGAGGCUGUCGGGAGGCCCCCUGGCCUCGGUGGCCUGCGCUAAGCUUGGGAACAGAACUACUUCCAUUGUGGGGGCGCUGCUGGUGAGCACGGGGUUCCUCCUCAGCAUCCUGGCCACCAGCGUGGUCUUCCUCUACAUCAGCAUGGGGCUGAUCAUCGGUAUGGGCUUUGCUCUGCUGUAUCAAGCCACUUCUGUCGUCACGGCGACCUAUUUCAGGAAGAGGCUGGCCACGGCGUACUCGAUUGGCCGCUCAGGCAUGGGUUUGACCUUUGCCCUGGCUCCCUUCACUCAGCUGCUACUUGACCAGUAUGCCUGGCAAGGGGCGCUGCUGAUUUUGGGGGGACUCAUGCUGAAUCUGGUGGCCUCCGGGAUGCUCCUUAGGCCCAUUCGUGUCAAGUUCCCGUCCUCGCCGCAAAUUCACAAAGACCCAAACGGCGUAAUGAUUGGACCAGAGAAGGAGGCUCCAAAGCUGUGCCUGAACGGCUCCUCCCCUGUAACCAACGGCACUGCCAAAACGGGCCCCCCCUCCGGGCCCUGCUGGGACUGCCUGCCCCCCGACCGGCCCGUCCCGCCGCAGACCUCUGAUCUCACGAGCCUGGUCCGGAACGGGCUGGGCGGCCCGGACGGGGACCCCUGCAAGGCGGGGGGGCCGGGGGAGGUACCCCAGGAGCAGAACGGGAAGUCUCCAGCAGCGGGGAGCCUGCCCGCGGAGAGGGGGCCCCCUGGGGUCAAAGUGCUGGACUUCGCUCUUCUGAAGAACCCCUUCUUCUGCAUCUACACGUGGUCGCUGGUCUUCAGCCAGCUGGCCUACUUCAUCCCCUACUUCCACCUGUCGGCCCGCGCCCGGACCCUGGGCAUCGACCCCAUGGACGCGUCCUUCAUCAUCUCCGUGGCUGGGAUCACGGAGACGGUGGCCCAGCUGGGCUCGGGCUGGCUGACGGACAGGAACCUCCUGCAUAAGUACCACUACCACAAGGCCUACCUGAUCCUGUGCGGCCUGGUCAACCUGCUGUCCCCGCUGGCCGACACCUACAUCCUGCUCAUGGUGUACGCCAUCUUCUUCGCCAUCUUCUGCGGAGGAUACAUGGCCCUCAUCUUACCCGUCCUGGUGGACCUGGUCGGUCCAGAGAAGGUGAAUAACUCCAUGGGAUUCUCCAUGUUCUUCGUGGGUCUCGGCUGCCUCACAGGGCCCCCCCUCGCAGGGUUCCUGUACGACUACACGCAGACGUACGACUGCUCCUUCUACCUGGCGGGCGUGUGCUACCUGCUCUCCUCCGUGUCGCUCUUCCUGGAGCCGCUGGCGUGGAGGUGGAGCCACGGGAGGAGGUGCGGCGCGGGCCAGGGAGCCGCCGAUCCCGCCUGGAGGAGGAGCAACGGCCGCCUCCCCGCCCAGCCGCUGAAGAACGGCGUCGUGUAGGGAGGCCACUGACCCAGCGCCAAACCCAGCGGCGACCCAGCGCCAAACCCAGCAGCGCCCGCUCCCUCGUUUCUGCACCGUCCGGUCCGGUC